Messenger RNA from Parnassius apollo (apollo), 1002 nucleotides. NCBI's taxonomy places the organism in Eukaryota, Metazoa, Arthropoda, Insecta, Lepidoptera, Papilionidae. The record is from the annotation of a GenBank genome assembly.
AUGGGGGAACUGAGGAAAGCUAUUUCCUUUACGGUUUUCUGCGGCAGAUCAGGACUGAAUCUAAAGGAAUACGCAAUUUCGCCUUUUAAGCGGUCAUUGGUGAUUCCCGCUCCACUGCCAAGCCUGGGAUUCAAACGAGGAGCUCACACACAGGAUAUUACCAGAAACAUAAAGCACAUAAGCAACGAUAAAAUUAAACUGUCCGUCGACCCUAAAACCAUGAAAUUGAACAAGCCUCUGAGCAGACCAAUGUGCAUAAUGCUUAGUUGGUUGCUAUCGAAGCCAAAGCACGUGAUGAAGUACGCGUCACUUUACCUGGAGCAGGGUUUCGAUGUGAUCUCCGUGUCCUGCACUCCCUGGCAGCUCAUGCGACCCACGAAUGGAGUAAAGGUAGUUGCACGCGACCUGAUCAGGUUUAUGGCAGAGAACGGCAAUAAAUUUGUGGUGCACGGCUUCUCGGUGGGAGGAUACGUGUGGUCGGAAGGGCUGGUCUACGCCGUCAACAAUAAGGAAUUGUACAUGCCCGUGCUAGAACGCGUGGAAGCCCAAGUAUGGGACUCGGUAGCAGACAUCACGGCUGUCACAGUUGGGGUACCGUCGGCCAUCUUUCCUAAAAACAAAUUUUUACGGAAUGCCAUGAAUUCCUUCUUAGAGUUGUACCUGCGCGUGUUCAGCUCGGUGACGGCGCAGUACCGGCGCGCUUCGGACACGUACUACUGCACGCCGUGCCGCGCGCCCGCGCUUUUCCUGCUGUCCGCCAGCGACCCGGUCGGCGCGCGACCCAACAUACAGAACGCGCACGACACCUGGAUGCAGAUGGGCAUCAAGUGCACCUGGAAAUGCUGGGACAAUUCACCGCAUGUGCUCCACUACAUGCAUCAUCCGGAAGAGUACACAGAAUUGUUGCUAACUCACCUCCGCGAGAACACGAGCUCAGUGCGCGAACGUUUCCUCAAACAAGCGCGCGAACGAGAAUACGAAGAGAAGCGAGCGGUUGCUUAA